This is a messenger RNA of Parasteatoda tepidariorum (common house spider), 2220 nucleotides long. RefSeq lists its product as uncharacterized. Gene Ontology annotation, molecular function: protein binding. Gene Ontology annotation, cellular component: membrane. Lineage: Eukaryota; Metazoa; Arthropoda; Arachnida; Araneae; Theridiidae. The record is from RefSeq and is a predicted model, not a curated record.
UAAGUGUUCCUAAAAAAUAAGAUAGAAACAGCGAUUUAUAUCUGCAUUUAAAAUCCUACAAACUUUUCAAGAUACGAAUCUGACAUGCUCGUUUUUUACGUGGUCGUUUCAGCCUUAUGUUUUCUUUCGGAAUGUUACCAACUGCAAGAAGAUUCUCCAACCUGCAGAAGAAUUGGAUAUAUAACGAAAUGUUCCAGAAUAGAUAAUCCAGACAAUUUGAGAAAAACUUAUCACAAAUUAUUACAAAAUGAAUUUUCUUCUAAAACUGAGGAUGUCGAAGUGUUUGAACUAACAAUGUCUCACUUUUCGUACAUUCCUCAUGAUUUGUUGAAAGAUCAUAACAAAAUAUAUAAAAUAAUGAUAAAUAGCACUACUUUAAUGUCUCUGAGUGAUACAGAAACGGCCUUUGUUGGGGCAGAAAAAAGAGUCCAGAUCUUUGUAAUGCAGCAUUGUGUCUUGUUUGAGGAUUUCGAUUGGAGCCAACUACGAAACAUGAAACAGCUGGAAGAAAUCGUGCUGAUAGAUAUUGGUUUAGAAUACAUUGAUAUUGAUGCGAAUUUCACCCAUUGGAUUUAUUUAGAGUUCUUAACUAUAAAAUACAACAGCAUUUCAUACAUAAGUGACCAGGCAUUUUCCAAAUUUGUUAAUCUUAAACAAUUAGUAUUAACUGGCAACAAUAUAUCGACGUUGAAGAGAAGCAUGUUUCCGAACUUACUCUCAUGGAUUGAUUUGUCUCGCAACAAAAUUUCUUCUCUACCAUUUGAUCUUUUCACAAACAUGCCAAAUCUAAAAUUGCUUAAUUUGGAUAAAAAUGGUUUUCAAACUCUUGACCAGACACUGUUUGCUCCCAUCUGGAAGAACAUAGAUGUGUUUCAUACAGCAGGUAAUCCAUUGAUAUGCGAUUGUAGAAUAAAGUGGAUACUUCUUCAUCGUUUUCCGGAGGCUGGAUUUUUCGGAAAAUGCGUGGAACCAAAUGAAUUGAAGGGAAGACAUUUGAGAUCUUUAAAACACUUAGAACUUUCGUGCUUCAUAUUUUAUUGUUUACUCGAUUAUUAUAUACUUCACUUUCAAUCCAGUAGUCAGAUUAUCUGUUGUAUCUUAUUAUCUGUUCUUAAAAUUGAGAUAAAAUGGACCAUAUGCCUAGGUUUCAGUUUAUCGCAUAGACAUUCAAGUUUAAAGUCAAUCAUGACUGUUUUCAACAGUGUUAUUUUAAUUUUAUGUUUCUCCGUGCAAUGUAUUCAAAUGAAACAAGCAGCCUCAUUCUGCGCAAGAACCAUCAACACAAUAUACGGUUACGAAAUAGAAUGCUCAGGAAUUGAUAAUCCCGAUAAUCUAAGAAAAGCUUUUUAUAAGUCUAAUGAAGGUAACUCGCUCACAGGAUCUGAAACGGUGACUAUAUCGGAUUCUGACUUUUCGUACAUUCCUCAUGAUUUGUUCCAAGAUUUUAAGAUAGAUACGAUAAUAAUAAAGAGUACUACUCUUUCCUCUCUCAGUGAUACGGACACAGCUUUUGAUGGAUUAGAGAAAGAUUUAAGAGUUAUCGAAAUACGUGAUUCCUUUCUUUUUAAGGACUUAGAUUGGUGUCAGUUGAGAAAUUUGAAAAGAGUGUUCCAUAUUCAAUUAAAUAACAUUGGAUUGGAGUAUAUUGAUAGUGACGUGAGUUGUGCUUCCUAUGUGGAAUUUUUAUACCUAGGAAGCAACAGAAUUUCGUACAUUAGUGAUCAGGCAUUCGCAUCAUUUGCUCAACUUUGGAAAGUAGAUUUACAAGAAAACAAGAUUUCAGAGAUGAAGAGAGGCAUGCUUCCGAAUCCAGCAAAGAAACUUUAUAUGAUUAAUUUAAGUUCCAAUCAAAUCUCUUCUCUCCCAAAGGACUUUUUCACAAACAUGCCAAAGUUGGAAAAGAUUAAUUUGAGUGAAAAUAACUUCCAUAUACUUGACGAGACUCUAUAUGCUCCUGUCUGGAAAGAAGUUAUUUCACUUUCGUUAUCAGGCAAUCCGUUGAGAUGUGAUUGCAGAAUGAAGUGGUUGCUCAAUCUAAAGUUUCCGUUUUCUACCACUGGAACGUGUGUGGAGCCAAUUGAACUGAACGGAAGAGAUAUAAUUUCUCUAAAUAGGUUAGAACUUUGGUGUUUCUAGAAAAAAAAAGCUCAAAUAGUAAAUUAUACAAUUGAAAUCCUUUUACAACAAUGUACAAAUAGCUCAAUAAAAGCAUUCCAACUA